UGCAAGCGUUGCUUGGCAUGUGCCAAUGGCGCGUGCGGCGGCUUUGCCCAUGGUUUGCACGCCUUGGCAUGCCAGGUUCCAAGCGUUGCUUGGCAUGUGCCAAUGGUGCGUGUGGCGGCUUCGGUCUUGGUUUGCACGGCUUGGAAUGCCAGGUUGCAAGCGUUGCUUGGCAGGUGCCAAUGACGUGGGUUUCCUGUACACAGAAGAGCAAGAAAGAGAAAUGAUGAUGGGUGUUUAAGAUGUGUAUCAUUUGGAUGCGCGAGAGGAGGUAAACAUCGAAGGAAAGUUGUAAACUCGAGAGGGAGUAUGGAAACUGGAUGUGGGGCUUAUGUUACAUGUCGAAGGCGGCAAGGAGAUAGGAAAUGGGUUAUGUCAGUUGUUAGUUUAGAGCAUAAUCAUAAGUGUAAUCCGGAGGAUGUCAAGCUUUAUAAGUGUUUUGAACCAGUUUGUAGUAGUGGGAAAAAACAAAGGCAAAUUGAUCUUAAUGAUGGAGGGUCGAUUGCGAAGAAGAAGGCGAAGACAGCAGUUCAGAAUGAUGGUGUAGGUUGUGAAGGAAGACGUCUACGGAUUGGCAAGGGAGAUGUGGAAGCACUUUUGAAAUUUUUUGCGAAGAUGAAUGGUGAAAACGCGGGGUUCUAUUGGCAAGCUGAAUUUGAUGAGGGAAAUUACUUGAAGAAUGUUUUUUGGGCAGAUGGUAUGAGUAGAGCAGCUUAUAAAGAGUUUGGCGAUGUAGUUAGCUUUGAUACGACAUAUUUGCUAGAUAAGUAUGAUAUGCCGUUGGUUGCCUUUGUUGGUGUUAAUCAUCACGGACAGACGAUUUUACUUGGUUGUGGGUUGGUUUCGAGUGAAGAUACCGAAACAUUUGUAUGGUUGUUUACUGAGUGGUUGAUGUGUAUGUCGGGAAAAUCUCCCAAAGCAAUAAUAACAGACCAAGCAAAGGCGAUUCAAAAUGCCAUAGAAAUCGUAUUUCCUCAAACUAGGCACAGAUGGUGUUUAUGGAAUGUCAUGAAAAAACUUCCUGACGAAUUUGGUAAACACGACAGGUGUUUGGAUAUUACUUCUGAUAUGAAAGCUGCGGUGUAUGAUACACAAUCUUCAGAUGAGUUUGAGCAGUUGUGGCAUUGGAUGUUGGUCGAGUAUGGCUUGCAAGACAACCAAUGGUUGAAGGAUUUGUUUGAAGAAAGGAGUCGCUGGGUACCAUGUUUUCUGAAAGACACGUUUUGGGCAGGAAUGUCUACUCAAAGAAAUGAAGGAAGUAAUAUGUUUUUUGAUGGGUAUAUGAAUGCAAGGUCUUCAAUUAAACAGUUUGCGGAGCAGUACGAAGUUGUGUUAAGGAAGAAGGUGGAAAAGGAAAAGCUAGCGGAUGAUACGUCGUCUCAGAAAACUAUUCCCUUAGUAACUACUUACCCUAUGGAGAAACAGAUUCAAAAAAGGUACACUAACUCAAAGUUUAAAGAAUUUCAAGUUGAGUUAUUAGCAAUGUUGUAUUGUAACUUCACCAAGAUUGAAAAAACACCUACCCAUAUGAUCUACAACAUCCAAGAAGACCUAUAUAUUGAGGAUUUCCGUAAAAAGAUGACUUUUUAUGUGACCUAUAAUGCAGAAGAAUGUGAUGUUCAUUGUACUUGUCAAAACUUUACAUUUGAUGGAAUUCAAUGCAGGCAUGCUCUAAGUGUUUUGUGUCAUAAUGGUGUAAGAAAACUCCCAGAUAACUACAUCUUGAGAUGGUGGCAGAAAGAUGUGAUCAGAGCUCAUACAAGGGUUAAAGUGGGGUUCAGUUGUUGGACUAACGAUGACGCGACUAAGCGUUACCAUGAUUUGUGUACUAAAUUUGCUGAGCUUGCUGCUUUGGCAGCAAAUGAUGAGACUCUUUAUCGGGAUAUUGUCAACUGGUUGGACUGUAAAAAGAAGGAACUGCAACAGACAGUUAUCGAAGCUAAGUAAAGCAAAAAACUCAAUGGUGAACAACUUGGAAGAAAAUGUAGAGGAGAUGGUGAAAGUGAAGAAGGUGAUAAAACGUAAAGGUGUUGUUUUCAUCAAUUCGAAACUUGAUAUAAAGGUAGACAAACGGUAUCAAGUGUAGGAGCGUAAACUGGAAAUGGGUUUUGUUUUGGAUCGUGGUGGUGGGAUCGAGAAACUUUGUCCUUCAAUGUCAUAAUGGCUUCUCCUCAGAUAAGGAAUACCUGUACUUGUAUGGGGUUUCCUCCAUUGAGCAGUGGAAGGUCAAAACAUGCAUUCAUCAGUAACUUUGCUUGGGAGGCUAUGCGAGAGAAACAGACUGGUAAGCAUUAGUUGCAGACAACGGUGAUGUAUGGCCACUUUGCUGCUGGUUUCACUUUUAAUUCUGUUUGUGCUUAUCAAUUAGAAUUAACAAAGAUUAUGUUUGCUUUAACUGAAGUGAAUUUGGCAAUUUGCUUAGUGUAUACUCAUUAGGAAAUAGUAAUAUGAUCUUACUGAAAAUUGAUUUAGUAACAACUGUACUUAUCAGUUUAAGUUAGUGUUAGUGUAGUUUUCAAGAUUUGGUUAAGACUCUAUGGAACCCGAAGCUAGUUGUGGCGUAUGAGAUAAACUGACAAGAAUUUUGAUCCCAAAUCUAGGUCUGGAAGCAAGAAAUCACUCCCAGUUGGCUUAACUUUAAACUACUUUAAUACGAUCUUUCCUAAGCUUUAUAAAUUACAGCAGGUGUAAUUCUGUAUAACCUGUCACCUGUUACUUUUCAUUCGAAAUACAUCAGUAGAAUCUUAUAUUUCAUUCCUGCCUUGUGAAAAUAAAGUUGUCAUUCUACUUUCAUCCUUCAUACACAUCACUCACUCUAUAAAUUAUUUACUGUGUUACAUGUAAGCAAGCAAUAAUUUGUACUCUAUUAGUCGUGGAAUAGAUAAUACUUCCAAAUUAAUCCUUAGUUAGUUGUGCUUUGUGAAAAGUGUAAACAGAUAAGAUUUCACUUGAGAAGUAUCUAGAACUAUUUUUCAGAUCCCAAAACAAAUACUGUUUAGGUUAUACCUUCUAUUCAUUUGUUGGACUGAAUAUGACGAGUAUUUUUAUUCACAAAUAGGAAACUGGAAUUCUAUUGGAUGGCUUUUUGUAACAGGAACUUGUUCUACUUCUGCGUGUCGUAUCAUCAGUUUUUAAUUCCUCAACAGUGGCUUAUACUUUCUGUCAACAUAUCUUACAAUAUUGUAUUACUACUGCUUCUACUUUCUUUAUUGAAGUAUGUUGGGUGCAAAGCAUUUGAAAUAGGCUUGGUUGGCUAGCAUACAAGUGUUAAUUAGACGAAAUUACUGGUAGUGGUGGACCCAGUAUAGGUCAUUGGGUGUCAUUUGCCCAACCUCCUUGGCCUAUCCUGGCUCCGCCACUGCUUGUAAUAUCAUCGAAUUCACACAUAUGGAUUUAGUAGGUAUUUCCUCUUUGGGCAAUGUAUUGAAAUGGGGUCGUGUUCUGAAUUUUUGAGCCCCCUAGGGUGCCCAUGUUGGUGCUAGCCAAGUCAGAGCGGUGGCCACAUGGAGGCCUUAAUCCUUGGGAUUGAUUGAUGAGCCUCUUGGAGUGAAAUUCGUGAUCCAAGGUUGGAUAGGGCGUGUGUGCCCACUGCUGUUUGGUAGUGUUUGCACCAUCCCCUAGUAUACUAGCAUUUUCCUUGUGAAUUGGGCAUGGUUUAGUUCAUUUCAACUCAACAGCAGAUGCAGUGGUGCCAUUGUACUGGGAACAGAUAGAUUUGUUCGUUUUCCUAUUAAAAGUAUUAGAGAAGUUCCUCUUGGUUAUAUGUUUGACGAAUUAUAUAUAUUAGGAUACCUCCAAGAAGGAUGACCUACCUUAGUUUUGAAUCUGCAUUGUUUCUUUUAAUCAAGUAUUAUUGACAUCAAUGGCACUUGAAACGAAAUAUGGUUGACCUAUCGUUCAAUAACAGAGUCAGGGUGAUGUUUGCACUUCCCAUGUCCUGAAUCUGACAUUUAAUGAAGGCACGUUAACAAAGACUCAAAUUAUUAUUUCUUCAUUGGAUGAACUUUAUGAUAUGGCUCUCAUUUCUGCUGCUCAAUGUUGAAAAACUAAAAGAAAGUUAUAAUUUUUGCGACUGAAUGCCAGUAUGUUUGUCUUGUGACUUAUUGUGAAAACUUUAUAUCCUUUUCUUUCUUUCUUUUUUUACUGGAGGGAAAGUUCCAGUUUAACUGGUUAUAGCUGUUUUUUGCAAUGCGAUAUCAGAACCCCAUUUAUGCUUCACUGAAUGUGCAACUACAUUUUGAUGUUGGUCAUGCAUUUUUAAAAAUGUCUGCUAUUUUUUUAUCUGAUAGAGGUGCUUAAAGAAUGCGUACAAUUUAUACAUACUUUAAUGGCAGUCCACCAAAGCAUUACAGGGCCGCUUCCAGUAGUAAAUGCUACACCUGUUUCAGCUUAUGCUCUUAGCGGUGUGGUCGGGUGGAGGUAAGAUUAUUAAUGACCUGUUAUUGUUUGUGAUAAUAGUCGAAAGUCUUGAGCAAAUUUUUAUUUGAAAUCUGACAGGUCUCUUUUUUAAAUCCACUGUGAUUCAUUCAGACAGAUAAACUUUCGCUUGAAAAGUACCUAAAAACCAUGUUUCAGAUCACAAAACAGACAUUUUCUAGGUUAUAUCUGGUCUUAUAAUCGUGAUUCAUUUUUUGGACUGAAUACAUAUGAGGUUUUUCAUUGACAAAUAAUGAAUUGCAGUUCUAGUGGUGAGCUGUUUGUAACGGGAUCUGGUUCCCCUGUGUCAAUUUAAUGAUUACUUCUGUUAGUGGCUCAUACCCUUAACAGACAUACCUCCCAACAUUUAACUGCCACUAGUUUCUUUUUCAAAGUCAAUGUUGUUGAGCAUUAUAAAUAACUUAGUGGUAUCUGCGUUCUGCGCCUUUACUGUACAUUUUUUUAUCCAUGAGCGAAAUUAUGCAGGUCUGUGUACACUAAAUUGCUUGCCAUUGAGUUUUUCUUUCUUCCAGAGAUUAGAUAGUUUCAUUGGAAUUGGAUGAGAGAAUGCAAUCGAAUCUUCUGUCCUACCUUUCUUAAGCUUAUUUCCCAUUUAGGAAAUGGAGGGAUCUGGGUGCAUUUUUAGUUUUACCUCGGAAAUGUCAAACUGCACUGCAGAUUUUCAAACGUGAUGAUGGCCAGGCUACAUUCGGCCAGAGAUUAUAAGCCUCUUGAACAAGACACACUACAUGAGUAACGAUGUUAGCUGUGGGCAGUGUUCUCAGAUCGUACAAGUGCUUUGUUGACACUUGACAGUACAGGCUUUCAUUUCGGAACUGGCUUCCUUGCAUUUAUGGUAUGAGAGGCUUGAAGCUGCUACCUCCACAAUAUUUGGUAGGGAUAAAUCUUGGAUUUGCAAAAUAGAAUAGUUGAAGGAAACCAUACGAGUUGCUGAAGAUGUGAAGAUGGUUGCUGUCAGAGAGUAUGAAAUAAUCAAAGGUGAUCCAAUAGUGGGUGCAAAGUAUUAAAGGAUUACGCUGAGUCGGGUGUUUCCAUAAUUAUACUGGCGAGGUUUGAAGACACUUGUUGGAUAUAUUGUACAUUCUUAUCCAUAUAUGCUAUAAUUUUGAGCCAAAUAUCCCCCUAUCUCCACUGUCUAACCCUAGCCUGGUUUCAUUUUCGUCUUAGAAGUUUGACUACAUUGAAAUAAGCUGCGUAGGAUCCCUAAUUUCCUCUCAUACAAAUGAAGAUGAAUUUAGAGAGAAGAUUCGGAAGAUGGCUGGUGUGAUGUGCAUUGGUGGAAAAGGAAGCAUUACAAGGUCACUGAAUUCUUCUUUUGUUUUCCUUUCUCCCAGUUCAGAGUUACGGUUAUUGUUUGGUGACAACUGUACUUUCUCCAAUUUCAGUUUAAGUUCUUGUUUGGGUAGUUUUUCAAGAGUUGUUUAAGACUUUAUUGAACCUGAAGCUAGUUGUGGCAUAUGAGAUAAACUGACAAGAACCCUUGAUGACAAAUCUAGGGUAGGAAGCAAGAUCUCUCUCUCUUAGUUGGUUUAACUUUCUAAUUACUUUGAUACGAUUUUAUCAA
This is a messenger RNA of Papaver somniferum (opium poppy), 5998 nucleotides long. RefSeq names its product protein FAR-RED IMPAIRED RESPONSE 1-like. Gene Ontology annotation, biological process: regulation of DNA-templated transcription. The coding region runs from base 307 to 1944 and encodes 545 amino acids. Gene Ontology annotation, molecular function: zinc ion binding. The transcript has 3 exons. The record is from RefSeq and is a predicted model, not a curated record. NCBI's taxonomy places the organism in Eukaryota, Viridiplantae, Streptophyta, Magnoliopsida, Ranunculales, Papaveraceae.